Molecule: messenger RNA, 894 nt
Organism: Morchella importuna
Lineage: Eukaryota; Fungi; Ascomycota; Pezizomycetes; Pezizales; Morchellaceae
Exons: 3
Coding region: 1-894 (297 amino acids)
Biological process (GO): intra-Golgi vesicle-mediated transport; endoplasmic reticulum to Golgi vesicle-mediated transport; retrograde vesicle-mediated transport, Golgi to endoplasmic reticulum
Cellular component (GO): COPI vesicle coat
Molecular function (GO): protein binding; structural molecule activity
Source: RefSeq, a predicted model, not a curated record
AUGGAUCCAUUCUCAAGCGAAGGAGAGCUCCUCGCCAUGCACACCGCCUUCUUCAGCGGCCAGUACCAAGCCGUGCUCGACAGCGACACCAGCACCCUCUCCGCCUCCAACGCCCUCCCCGCCCGCAUCUACGCCCUCCGCUCCCGCAUCGCACUCGGUGAUGCCCCCUCCGUCAUCUCCGAGCUCGAGUCCGAGACCGACACGCCCGACCUCGCUGCCGUCAAGGCUUUUGCCGAGUACACCACCGGCGCCAAGGAGUCUGCCACCGCGGCCAUCGAGGGCCUUGUCGAGUCCGCAGCUGACAACGCUACGGUCCAGGUCAUUGGCGCCAUUGUCCUCCAGAGCGAGGGACGGAGCGACGAGGCGCUGGCGCUGCUGAGUAACCAUGUCAACAGUCUAGAAGCUGUCGCCCUCACCGUCCAGAUCCGUCUCUCGCAGAACCGCACCGACCUGGCGCUCAAAGAAGUGCAGAUGGCCAAACGCUGGGCGCAAGACAGCCUCCUCGUCAACCUCGCCGAGUCCUACCUCGGCCUCCGCAUUGGUGGUGAAAAGUACCAGUCGGCCUACUACGUCUUCGAGGAGCUUGCGCAGGCGCCGUCGUCGUCGUCGUGCCGCACGCUCGUGGGACAGGCCGUGGCGGAGCUGCACCUGGGCCGGCUGGAGGAGGCGGAGGUUGCGCUGCAGCAGGCGCUCGACAAGAAGGGCGAUGAUGCGGACGCGCUGGCGAAUAUGCUGGUGCUGGCGACGAUCGCGGGGAAGGAGGGGGAGGAGUGGAGGGCGAGGCUGGAGGCGACGGAGGGCGCGGAGGCGCAUCCGUUUUUGAGGGAGUUGAGGGAGAAGGAGGAGUUGUUUGAGAGGGCGGCGGGGAAGUAUUCGGCGAAGGUGGGGGCGUAG